Messenger RNA from Drosophila persimilis, 1265 nucleotides. RefSeq lists its product as uncharacterized. Bases 1 to 1206 code for a protein of 401 amino acids. The record is from RefSeq and is a predicted model, not a curated record. The transcript has a single exon. NCBI's taxonomy places the organism in Eukaryota, Metazoa, Arthropoda, Insecta, Diptera, Drosophilidae.
AUGCUCAAGUGGGCUGUGAACCAGCCCCGACCCUCGUACCUGGCCAAGGAGCUGCCAGAGGGAGCUGCCACCAACCCCAAGACAUCAGCAGCAGCAACAGGAGCAACAGGAGCAGCAGGAUCAGGGGCAAGCAGCUACAGCGAGUUCCAUGCCCUGCGGGGAAAGCUCAAGCGCAAGUCCCUCUGCCUAGCCCUCGCCCACGGACAGGGGAAGGAGAACCAGCUGACCUCGACGCCACUGCCAGCCAGCUCCCUGCCCGUGCACCCACGGACCCCGCUGCUCAAGGACCUCAGCAAUAUCAUGUCCUCGCCCCUGACUACGCCCACGCCCACGCCCACGCCCACACUCCGCCCACCCGCCUACGCCUCCACGCUGCCGACCUUCGAGGCGGAGUACUCCCCGAGCGCGGCCAUCAUCCCGGGUCCGCUGCUCGCACUCCGCGGCAUGGGCAUCCCCGACAGCUACUUCGAGAAGCCCCGCUACCUGGAGCAGAAGCCCCUGCCCCUUCCCCUUCCCCUGUCCGUGCCCGUGCCCCAGGCCCCUGCCACGAAGAGCGGCCAGACCACGCUCAGCUCCAGCCAGAUGGGAGACGUGACCCUGGAGCGGAUGAUCGACGCCAUUCUGGAGAGCACCCGCAAGGCGCCGGCCCCCAGGCAGCCGCGUCAGCGUCUGCGCCAGCGACACAGACACCACCCCCUGAGCAGCUCCACCUCCUCCGCCGCCGCCGCUGCCGCCACCCACUCGCCCACCUACCGGCCCGCCUUCGACCCGGCCAGCGACCUCUGCGAGUACUGGAGGUCACCCCACGCGAGUGGCUACGAGGAGCGGGAGGUGCGCUCCCCCCAGCCGGCUACCGUCGAUGGACAGUCGCAGUCGCAGUCCCAGUCCCAGGGGAAGAGGCGAUCACUGCAGCUGCGGAGGCAGCGCGUGGUGCGGCGCAAACGGAAGAUCGCGACAAGAAUCUCCUCCAGCGUACGGCAGUCGGCCCAGAAGCUGCUGGCGGCCGCCCGCUCCGCCCAGAAGAUCCGCCACAUCAGCCCCGACAGCGGCCACAACUCGACCAGCGACUGCGACUUCGAGGAGGAAGUGGACUCGCUGUCAUCGCUGGGCGCCUGUGGCGGCCUGGGCCUGGGCAUGGGUCUGGAGGCAGCCACCAAGCGGCGUCUGAGCUUCUCCUUCCAGGAAGAUCUGUUCGUGGAGAAGUGAGGGAGGGCGACUCGGAGGAGACUCAUCUUUGGCUGUCGACAGAUAACGUUUGUUCCACU